Molecule: messenger RNA, 4016 nt
Organism: Camelus dromedarius (Arabian camel)
Lineage: Eukaryota; Metazoa; Chordata; Mammalia; Artiodactyla; Camelidae
Gene: ZNF436
Product: zinc finger protein 436
Exons: 4
Coding region: 149-1561 (470 amino acids)
Biological process (GO): regulation of transcription by RNA polymerase II
Cellular component (GO): nucleus
Molecular function (GO): RNA polymerase II cis-regulatory region sequence-specific DNA binding; DNA-binding transcription factor activity, RNA polymerase II-specific
Source: RefSeq, a predicted model, not a curated record
ACUCUGUCUGCGGAUUGGAAUCUAUUUGAGGACUCUCUGAUCCUGGAGCCGGUGAGCUAACGGAUCUUUUGAGGGCCAAGCAAGAGCGCUGUCUGCUAGCUGCUUUUCCUGCUCUCUCUCUCCUGGGAGGCGAAUCCUUGAGCCCGAGAUGGCAGCCACCCUGCUCAUGGCUGGGUCCCAGGCACCUGUGACAUUUGAAGAUAUGGCCAUGUACCUCACCCGGGAAGAAUGGAGACCUCUGGACCCUACACAAAGGGACCUUUACAGGGAUGUUAUGCAGGAGAAUUAUGGAAAUGUUGUCUCAUUAGAUUUUGAAAUCAGGAGUGAUAACGAGGUGAAUCCAAAACAAGAGAUUAGUGAAGAUGUAGAAUUUGGGACUGCAUCUGAAAGACCUGUUGGUAAUACUGAGGAAAAUCCUGAAAGUGAAGAGGCUUUUGAAGACAGGGAUAGAUCAGAAAGACAAUGGGGAGAUUUAACAGCAGAUGACUGGGUAAGCUAUCCUCUCCAACAAGUCACCGAUCUGCUUGUCCACAAAGAAGUCCACACAAGCAUCCGAUAUCAUAUAUGUUCUCAUUGUGGAAAGGCCUUUAGUCAGAUCUCAGACCUUAAUCGACAUCAGAAAACCCACACUGGUGACAGACCCUAUAAGUGUUAUGAAUGUGGAAAGGGCUUCAGUCGGAGUUCCCACCUUAUUCAGCAUCAAAGGACGCACACUGGGGAGAGGCCCUAUGACUGUAAUGAGUGUGGGAAAAGUUUUGGAAGAAGCUCUCACCUCAUUCAGCAUCAGACAAUCCACACUGGAGAAAAGCCCCACAAAUGUAAUGAGUGUGGGAAAAGUUUCUGCCGGCUGUCUCACCUAAUCCAGCACCAGAGGACCCACAGUGGGGAAAAGCCCUAUGAGUGUGAGGAGUGUGGGAAAAGCUUCAGCCGGAGCUCUCACCUAGCACAGCACCAGAGGACCCACACAGGUGAGAAGCCGUACGAAUGUAAUGAAUGUGGACGAGGCUUCAGUGAGAGAUCUGACCUCAUCAAACACUAUCGCGUCCACACCGGGGAGAGGCCCUACAAAUGUGAUGAGUGUGGGAAGAAUUUCAGUCAGAACUCGGACCUUGUGCGCCAUCGUAGAGCCCACACGGGGGAAAAACCAUACCACUGCAAUGAAUGCGGGGAGAACUUCAGCCGCAUCUCACACUUGGUUCAGCAUCAGAGAACGCAUACCGGGGAAAAGCCAUAUGAAUGUAAUGCUUGUGGGAAAAGCUUCAGCCGGAGCUCUCAUCUCAUCACACACCAGAAAAUUCAUACUGGAGAGAAGCCCUAUGAAUGCAACGAGUGUUGGAGAAGCUUUGGUGAAAGGUCAGAUCUAAUUAAACACCAGAGAACCCACACAGGAGAGAAACCCUAUGAGUGUGUGCAGUGUGGAAAAGGUUUCACCCAGAGCUCCAACCUCAUCACACAUCAAAGAGUUCAUACAGGAGAGAAACCGUAUGAAUGUACCGAAUGUGAGAAGAGUUUCAGCCGGAGCUCAGCUCUUAUUAAACAUAAGAGAGUUCACACUGACUAAGUCCUGUGAUUAUGACUGAGAAGUGAUUCAUUUGAAGGUACAAUUUUAUUUGAUAUCAAAGAGCUCUCUCAAGACUGAGCUGCUUUUAUCAUACGGAAUUUCCUCGUUGCGGGCCACAGUUUACAACAUCAAAGAAGACAAGCCACUUGAAAUCCUGACCCAUGGCUUUAAGAACGUUAUUCCCCCCUCCAGAAUAGUGAUUUUUAAAAAUCACUCAAUAUUAAUUAAUUACAUCAUCAAAAUCAGUCCCACAAGUAACUGAAAAUCUAAAGACCAGGUGAUAAAUCCUGGUAAAUGCUCAGGCCUGGAAAUGGAGUAAAUCUUUAAAAGUAAUUUCUCCCAUCCUUGGCCCAAAGAACUAUGCUAGGGGAAAUGUUGGACUGUGAUAGGGUGCUCACAGCUGUUUUGGAAAAAGACAACCAGAGACUGCCUGAAUUGCCACACCUAUUGACUCACUGUAGUAGCUGGGUACAUGCAUCUUCCCUUCAAAGGGCUUUCUCCUUGAGUUGCUCAUGCAUUUGUAUCUUUCUGUCUUCCUGACAGCAGGAUUCUGCAUAAUGAAGGCAGUAAUCUAACUUUUCUCCUCAUUGUUUCUAAAGCUUUCAUCUUUGUGAAAGCUAACCGAAGAUACAGAUUGAAAGGAAAAAUGAGACAGGUUUGGGGACCAAGGACUCAUCAACAGUGGUGACUUUAGCAAGAGAUGCCCACUGUUGUUAUGGCCAAUAAUCAGAAUUUAUUAAUUUUCUUUGGGGAUCAUCAUAGGGAACAUUGUAGGGAAAAUAUCUUCAAGGAAAGAUAGGACCAUAAUUGAUGGAGUGUAAGGAGCAAGUGGAAUUGACCACUUCAGGGAAGGAAGCACAGAGUCCCUUCCCAAGGAACACAGGUCAUUGCUGUGUUCUUUCCCUUCUACCCUUUAAGAUCAAUUCUCCCUGUACCACUAACUAUAGGAUUUGAUAAGGGCCACAUCCCAGUGUUUAUCUUAGCUUGCAUAAGGGCAUGUGUAUGUACAGUAAAAUGUGUAUUCCUGUUGUUUUCCAAUAGCAGAAACUGAAUUCACACUGAAUUAGCAUGUUCUUGGGUGACUUUGAUCAUGUGAUGGAACUACAGACAUAACUCCAAUGUGAGAAAUGUUCUUUUUUUUUUUCAUUCUUUAUGAAAAAAAUUUAAACACUAGUGCUCCAGUGCGCACUCUCCUGUAAGAUCUGUCUUUGUACAGAACCAAGCACUUGUUUAUAUGUAUCAGUCAGUUGUGGGAGAUAAUGACCAGACAAAUAGGUUGAUUGUCCUGUUCUCAGACUGAAUUGUCUUCUCUUUGUCCUAGUCACAAGGAAUUAAUAAACCUAGUUGGGAAUGUAUUUCCAUCCUCCCAGCCCACAGAUAUAAGCGAUUAAUGUAAGAGUUGACCCAAUUUAAGCCCAGUAGUAUCAGUUCUCCUUAUCUCAGCCCAAAUAGGAAUUAAGAAAUAUCCCAAAUGUUGUUGCUUAUCCAUGGAUUUGGGGGUGGGAGUGGGAAGAAACUGAUGCCAAGGAGAUGGGACUGGAGUAAGGAAUAUAUAUUUUUUGAGCCUACCGCAAGUUAUUUCUACUGUGCUAUUGUGAGUGUUGUAACAUUUGAAAAACUUUUGCCAUAGCUCUUUGGGACUGGUUAAAGGCGCCAGUGGUCUCUCUUGAGUAGUGUACUGUAGUGAGUUACUAUGACCCAUGUGGGUCUGCAUCCCUUGCAAAAGAUACAACCUCCGAAGUAACUGAAAAAACACUCCACCAAGUAGGUGUCUAUGUUGCCACUCCUAUUUAAAUACAGACUCCGGCAGGGAGCAUGUUUUUCUACACAAAAUCUAGCCAACUGUGGGUAUUCGUAUUUUAGUUGUUGAAUGACUUCCAUGUUCUUGAUGACUAAAAUAUGUCUUUUCCUGUAUCAGUGUUGCUGAUGGUUUUAAUGAAUAUCGAAGUUCUCCUGUUGUUUCUUUGAGCCGCUAAGCGCAGCAGCUUCAGAGUGGCUGCAGAAGACAGCGUCUCCAUGACCUAAAUGUUUUCCUUUCCUACUCUCCUGCCCCACCCCCCAACCUGUUCCUGUUCCUGCUUUUGGCUUCUCAGUGCCCCGGCCAUCUCUCCAGACGUGUACACUCCAGCUGGGAAAUUAAAAGGGCAAGGGCCAGAACAGCUCUUGUCUCCUCUCUUCCUGCCAAUUGCUGCCCGUUUGCUGUUUUGAACUUUGUGUAAAGUUAUGCAUCAGACUCUCUUUGCUAAAGCUUUUUGCAUGCCUUCUGCUCCCAAGUCUCUGGCUGCUUCUGCACACAACCUGAACACAUUGUGCCUGUUUUCUAUGGUUGUGGAGAGUGAGUGAACAAGUAUGUAGAGCAGUUUUCCUUACGGUAUUGGUCACAGUUAUUCUAGUGUCUAUCUACAUCUGUAUUAUUCUAACAAUAUUCUAUAAUUAAAAGUGUAAUUUUUAAAAU